Osmerus eperlanus (European smelt) is the source of this 4151-nucleotide messenger RNA. RefSeq names its product rhophilin, Rho GTPase binding protein 2 (gene rhpn2). The transcript is spliced from 15 exons. Gene Ontology annotation, biological process: negative regulation of stress fiber assembly; signal transduction. Lineage: Eukaryota; Metazoa; Chordata; Actinopteri; Osmeriformes; Osmeridae. The record is from RefSeq and is a predicted model, not a curated record. The coding region runs from base 151 to 2217 and encodes 688 amino acids. Gene Ontology annotation, molecular function: protein binding.
UGUUGCUGUCACACUAUACGAGUUGAGCGCCACGGGUAGUGACUGAGUUGAUAUUACCAGGGAAAAACACACCUGUUGCAAAACAGGCUAUUCGCCAGCCUUCGUUUGCCUGAGUUUCUUCCAAGCUUGAGCUGUGUUUGAAACUUCAGAAUGACGGACGCUAUUUUACCGAAUCAAAUCAAUGCCCGAAACGGCGAGAAUGGCUAUUUUAAAAAGGGCUGCAACCCCUUCGCCCAGACAGGACGCAGUAAGCUGCAGAACCAACGGGCGGGUCUUAACCAGCAGAUCAUCAAGCAGAUGAGGAUGAGAGCCGGGGCAGAGAACCUCCUGAGGGCAACCUCCAACAACAAGGUGCGUGAGAUGGUGGGUCUGGAACUGAGCUACGUUAACUCCAACCUGCAGCUCCUCACGGAGGAGCUGGAGGGCCUCAACAGCUCAGUGGAGGUCUACCAGAACGUCCAAGAGGCAGAAAAUAUCCCUCUCAUUCCCCUGGGCCUGAAGGAAACCAAAGACGUUGACUUCUCGGUCAUGUUUAAGGACUUCAUUCUGGAGCACUACAGUGAGGACGGUGCCAACUUCGAGGAGGAAAUUGCAGACCUCAUGGACCUGCGACAGGCCUGUCGUACUCCCAGUCGCAGCGAGGCAGGGAUCGAACUCCUUGCAAAGUAUUUCAGCCACCUGCCACUGUUGGAGAGUCGUUUCUUCUCUCCCACCCGCCAACUGGGCAUUUUCUUCACAUGGUAUGAUUCCUUCACGGGUGUGCCGGCGUGCCAGCAGAACAUCUCCCUGGAGAAGGCCAGCAUUCUGUUCAACAUGGGCGCCCUCUACACUCAGAUCGGCACGCGCUGCAACCGGCAGACGUGCUCCGGCCUGGAGGAGGCCAUUUCUGCCUUCCAGAAAGCUGCAGGGACACUGACCCACCUCAAAGAGACGUUCAUACACACCCCCGGCUACGACAUGAGCCCGGCCAUGCUCAGCAUGCUGAUCCGGAUGAUGCUGGCGCAGGCUCAGGAGUGCCUGUUCGAGAAGAUCGCUCUGCCGGGGAUCCGCAACGAGUUCUUCUCCCUGCUGAAGAUGGCCCAGGAGGCCGCUAAGGUUGGAGACACCUACGAGCAGGUGCACCAGUCCAUGAGCCAGACCCCCAUUAAAGACAACGUGCCUUUCUUCUGGUCCACCAUGGCCCAGGUCAAGACCAACCACUACCGCUCACUGGCCCACUACUUUGUAGCCACCGCGCUAUUGGACCACCAGUGUAAGUUGAGCCCCAGUGAUGACGAGGACCAGCAGGAGAAGGCUCUGUCCCAGGUGUACGACUCCAUGCCCGAGGGACACUCCCCGCUGGACAUCCUGAAGAAGAGGGACGAGCGCAAACGCAUAGGUAAAGCCCACCUGCGCAGGGCCAUCAUGGGGCACGAGGAGGCCCUGCGGAUCCACAGCCUGUGCCGUAACCUGCGCAAGCUGGACCUCCUCCACGACAUCCUGCAGGCCAGUCACAAGCGAUCGCUGGGGAAGUUCGAGGAGAACAACACAGAGGAGGACUUCACAGACUACCAGGAGGCACCCGACAUCAUCCCUAAAACCGAACACAAGGCAGAAAUGGAAAUGCCCAUGUCUACAAAGGUGAAAGUCACUGACUUUUUCCAAAGACUGGGACCCCUGUCGGUGUUCUCUGCCAAGCAGCGCUGGACAGCUCCGCGGCCCGUCAGGCUGUGUCUGGAGGACCGAGACCUGGGCUUCACCCUGAAGGGGGAGGCUCCUGUACAGGUGGUGUCCCUGGACCCCCUCUGCCCCGCCGCGGCGGACGGGCUGAAAGAGGGAGACUACAUGGUUGCCGUGGGCGACACGGACUGCAAGUGGAUGGGCGUGAGCGAGGUGAUGCGUUUGCUGAAAGAUGUAGACGAGGAAGGGAUCGACAUCCGCGUGGUCAGCAUGAUGGACAGUGGCAUGGCAUUGCCCACCAAGAGCGCCACCUACUGUGGAGGGAUCCCCAAGACCUACUCCAUGAUCUGCCUGGCCUUCGACGAGGACGACAAGAACCCCAGGGUGCGGAAGGUGUCUAAGAAGAUGUCCUUCCUCAACUGGGGCCUGAAGAACCGGCUGAAGAGCGCCAGCACUCUCAGUCUCCCCACAGCAGACUACUCCGGCUCGCUGCCCUGGAACAAACCAUGCCCCACUUUCCCCAGCUCUAGCUCCUACAACGACAGCGCCCUCUACUAACUCUCCUCCACCCACCACUGGACUGUACGCACACACACACACAACCAACCACACAACAACAAACUCGAGUGUAGGGAGUAUCGUGUCGAGAAAUAACAAGGAGAGCUCCGUAUGAAUUGAAAAGAUUAGAGGAGGUGUUUGCACAACCUGACUGUUGCCAUUUUGUUGCUCGGUGUCAAGCAGGUGGGCGGGUGGGUUGUUGCCAAAGCUUACCCUAUGCGUCGCCUCCUUGAUUGUUAAGAACUGAUAAGGAGCAGAAGAACAGUGGGUAGAGUUGCACAGCAGGACUAACUGGUUUGGCCUUUGUUACAGUGCAAUUACAGUAGGUAUUCAAGCCCCUAUGUAGUCCCUUAUGUGCAGUACUUGUGUUUCCACAUACUUUUGAAGGAUAUGGUUUAAUGUCACAUACAGUGUCAGAAAUAAAUUGUUGUUGUUAUAGAGGUAUGGUGAUCAUGAUCUUUUAGUCAAGAUUGAUUGGAUUUUAACUGGAGACUUCUUUUUUUUUUGUAUGUGUUUAAAGUUAGAUGAAGAAAACAUGCUUUAAUCAUGGAGUCUGUGUUUUUGCGCUGUAAGCUGCUAAAACAUGUUUUGUAUUUUGUGUAAUUUAUGUGUUUAAAACAAUUGUCAAUAAGAAAUAUUUUUGGGGGUGGUUUGCCAGGUGAACAGAAAACACCACAUUUGAAUGUGAGCUGUUUGCCCAUCUGGUGGGGGGGGGAGGAAGAUUUGCCAUAAACCAAAACUCUGUGCCAUCAAAAAUCACAUGUACCUUAUUUUACUAGAUGCGUUACGAUAAGGAAUCUUGAAACCCCCCACUGGUCAGUGACCUCUGGCCCCUCAGACCUGCCCUGUUGACAGGCAUUGGUUAGAAAAGCAGGAACUUAAGAAACCUGACUUUGAUUUCUUUGAAUGUUUCUGUGUUACUGCUUUUAUGAAGGACAUGUUAUAUACAGAAGGGAAGGUAAUGUUUUAUCCAUGUUUGUUUUUGAUGUGCCAGGUUAAUAAUAUCACCAUGUGUGGAUUUAGAGAAGUUCACAAUACCAGCAUUUUUUCUUUACUCACCCAUAACUGGAUUUAUGUAUUUCACAAUUUAUUUUCCAGCACUUUGCCGUGUUGGUCUAUUUCAUUAUCUACAAAGUAGAUUAUUAUACACGUUUGAUAAUCAAAUUAUUUAUAUAAUAAAAUAAAAUGGAAAAUAAAAUUUUAUGUGUACAUUAAGCUUUUGAACUAGUUUCAGGAUGGUGGUGAUGUGUGAUCUGUAUAUUGGUAGAAAAACCUACUGUUGCAAAACACAGUCUUUUGGCUUUGGUGGACUUGCUCUACUUCUGAAAUAAUGUAUAUGAUAUAUAAUGUAUAUGGUACUCGUAUGUCUAUCUAUGGCAUUUUUAAAUGUCUCAGAACGUUUUACUGAUCAUCUUUCAGGAAACCUACUGGCUAUUCUACAGUGAAGCAGCGUAUUGUUCAGUUCAUAUCUUUCUGCAUUGCUUGCAAAGUUGUUGAUUUAACUUGUUCUACUCAUAUACCUGUGUAUAAUAUGUAGUUUAAAGUUCCAUUACCAUGAAGGAAAAUUAAUCUAAUGAGCACAGUGAACGUUCGUAUUCGUAUUCAUCGAUGUGAUUAAGUCUUCGCAUUAAGUAUUAACCUUGUUGCUGUCUUUUAGGAGCUGUGCACCUGCGCAGUCCUCAAUGUUGUACAGUACAUACACGUAGUUGCACAUGUCAAUCCUAAUAUUUGUUAUUUGUACAUUUUAUGUCCACUAUCACCUGUGGUUUAUGGUUUAGCCUAUGACUUCCACGAGAUGAAGGACUCUCCUGCUUCCCUUGGUACUUACUGCACAAUACCUGUGUUGACAAGGCUUGCUAUCGAUCGGCUUUUGUCGUUUUCUGACUGAUGUCUGUGUAAAGUUGAAUCUCAAUAAAAUACGUGGGAUAAACUUA